Molecule: messenger RNA, 1628 nt
Organism: Zymoseptoria tritici IPO323
Lineage: Eukaryota; Fungi; Ascomycota; Dothideomycetes; Mycosphaerellales; Mycosphaerellaceae
Exons: 4
Coding region: 24-1562 (512 amino acids)
Molecular function (GO): flavin adenine dinucleotide binding; acyl-CoA dehydrogenase activity; heme binding
Source: RefSeq, a predicted model, not a curated record
AAAAUCACUAAAUACCGCCCACCAUGAGUGCCCCGUUGACCAGACAAGAAGUGCAGAAGCACACCUCCGAAGAGGACUUGUGGGUGAUCGUGGAUCACGUCGUAUACGACCUUUCCGACUUUGUGGACGCCCACCCCGGCGGUUCAGUCGUCCUCCGCCAAGUCGCCGGUCAAGAUGCCACCGAAGCCUUCUACAACCUCCACCGACAAGAGGUCCUGCAGCAAUACAAGUCCCUCGCAAUCGGCGUACUCGAAGGCGAGAAGCCCGAAGUCAUCUCUCCUCAACCCGGCGAUCUCUCCCAAGUCCCAUACGGCGAGCCGCUAUGGCUGAACUCGCAAUUCAAGAGCCCGUACUACAAUGAGUCCCAUCGACGACUGCAAAAGGCGUGUCGCGCGUUCUGCGAGAAGGAGAUCAUGCCCGAGGCGAAAGAGAAGGAGAUGUCCGGCGAAUACAUCAGCCAGGAGUUGAUCAACAAGAUGGCGGAGACGAAUUUGCUCGCUUGCCGUCUUGGACCAGGCAAGCAUCUUCACGGCCGCAAUAUCUUUGACGGUGCGGUCAAGGGUGACGAGUACGAUUACUUCCACGAUAUGAUCGUCAGCCAAGAGAUUGCUCGUGUGUCGCAGCGUGGGUUUCAGGAUGGUAAUAUGGCGGGUAUGACAAUCUCUCUGACUGCUGUUCACCAAUGGUUGAAAGAUGACGAGUUGAGGGAGAGAGUUUCGAAGGAAGUAUUGAGCGGACAGAAGAAGAUCUGUCUCGCUGUGACGGAAGCUUUCGCCGGAAGUGAUGUUGCGGGUCUGAGGACAACCUGUGAGGAGAGCGAGGAUGGACAGCACUACAUUGUGAACGGCACAAAGAAGUGGAUUACCAACGGCAUGUGGUGCGACUACUUCGUCACCGGGUGCAAGACCGACAAGGGCUUUACUGUCCUGCUCAUCCCUCGCGGCGAAGGCGUCGAGACCAAGCCCAUCAAGACAUCUUACUCUCCCGCCGCCGCGACCUCGUACAUCGAGUUCGACAACGUAAAGGUGCCGAAGCGCAACAUCCUCGGACCAGAGCACAAGGGUUUCGUCGUGAUCAUGUCCAACUUCAACCAUGAACGCUACAUGAUGUGCGCAAUGGUCGCUCGCUGGUCCCGCACUGUCGUCGAAGAAUGCCUCAAGUGGUCCCACCAACGCAUGGUCUUUGGCCAACCACUCAUCUCGCAGCCCGUCAUCCGUCAAAAGCUCGCCAAGAUGAUAUCCCAUGUCGAAGCGAACCAAGCCUGGAUCGAGAACAUCACCUACCAAAUGUGCAACAUGUCGUACGACGAGCAGUCCAAGAACCUCAGCGGUCCGAUCGGUUUGCUCAAGGUCUUCUGCACGAGGUCUGCGCAUGAGGUCGCGGACGACGCGGUUGGCGUGUUUGGAGGACGCGCCUUGACCCAGACGGGGAUGGGCAGGGUCAUUGAGAUGUUCAACCGGACAAAUAAGUUUGAUGCUGUGCUUGGAGGUACGGAAGAGAUUCUGGCGGAUCUGGGCGUGAGGCAGGCGAUGAAGUUUAUGCCCAAGGGAGCGAAGUUGUAGAGCCGUUCGGAAGGACUGAGCUGGGAGUGUAGAUAUCGAGAAUACAGCAUCGCGGUUUGGAUCAAG